Cryptomeria japonica (Japanese cedar) is the source of this 2247-nucleotide messenger RNA. RefSeq lists its product as uncharacterized. The record is from RefSeq and is a predicted model, not a curated record. Bases 201 to 1583 code for a protein of 460 amino acids. NCBI's taxonomy places the organism in Eukaryota, Viridiplantae, Streptophyta, Pinopsida, Cupressales, Cupressaceae. Gene Ontology annotation, molecular function: protein binding. The transcript has 13 exons.
UUUUAAAUAGGAUCUAUAAAUUCUUGAGAGAACAAGCCAUAAAUUUAAGCACUACUCUUUAUACCUUGCAAGCACGGCCAAUUCUGGAAAAUAUUGUCGACGCUCGUCAACUGUAUUUGCAUAACUGCAGUGCACAGCGGAGAGAGAAACGUUAAGCGUAAGUAGCAGAAAAAGGGCUUGAGGUUUGGUCCAAUAGCACCAUGAGCUCUGCAGCACGUUCUUCAGAUGCCGCUGAAGCAAUGUCAGUGAGAGACAAAGUGAAUGCGCUGUUGAACGCCGGACGUGAAGGAAAUCUUGAACUUUUCAAAAAGAGAGCACAGUUACUUGAUGAAGGGCAAGGCCUAGCUGAGACUAUAGCUGCAGUGAAAGAUGCAAAUGGACGCGGUGCAUUGCAUUUUGCUGCAAGAGAUGGGAAAACUGAGAUUUGCAAGUAUCUGCUGGAAGAGUUAAACUUAACCGUAGAUUCGAAGGAUGAUGAUGGUGAGACUCCUCUUAUCCAUGCUGCUCGAAUGGGACAUUUAGAUACAGCUAAAUACCUUUUGGAGCAUGGUGCAGAUCCUGCAGCAACUUCCAAUCAAUUGGGAACCACAGCUUUGCAUCAUGCAGCAGGGACAGGCUGUGUAGAGUUGAUAAAUUUAUUAUUAUCAAAGGAGUUGCCGGUAGAUACUUCUAGUGAUGCUGGUUCACCACUACUAUGGGCUGCAGGCAGUGAUAGACCAGAAGCAGUGAAAGCAUUAUUGGACCAUGGAGCAAAUCCAAAUGCAGAGACAGAUGAUAAUGUCACUGCAUUAUUAUCAGCAGUAGCUGCCGGUUCACUUGAUUGUGUUGAACUUCUUGUGAAGAGAGGUGCCAAUGUCAAUGUUACUGCAGGUGGAGCGACACCCUUGCAUAUUGCAGCAGACAAUGGAAAUGAAAAAAUGAUAACCUGCUUGCUUGAGGCUGGAGCCAAUGCGGAUGCUAGAGAUGAUGAAGAUACAACACCUAUUCUUGUUUCUGCUAGCAAGGGAAAUCGUGUAGCUGUAGAAAUCCUUUUCCCUGUAACUUCUCCCAACCCAGCCAUACCAGAGUGGACUGUUGAUGGACUUCUCUCAUAUGCACAACAUGAAACUGCAAAGCAACAGGAGCUGCAUGAAGGAUUUGAUCAGGAGUCAAAAGAGGCUAGAGAACCAAAAACAAAAGCUGCAGAGGUUUCACCAGAGAAUAAGCAGAAGUCUUUGGAGGCAAAAUCUAGAGGGGAAUAUGCAUUCAAGAAUAAGGAUUAUUUAAUGGCAGUAGAUGCAUACACACAGGCCAUUGAUUUGGAUCCCAACAAUGCAACAUUGUUGUCAAACAGAGGUCUUUGCUGGAUUAGAUUGGGACAAGGUGAACAGGCAUUAGUUGAUGCAAAAGCCUGCAGGGAACUACGUCCUGAUUGGUCAAAAGCAUGUUACAGGGAAGGAGCAGCAUUGCGUCUGUUGCAGCGUUUUGAUGAAGCUGCAAAUGCAUUCUAUGAAGGAGUGAAGCUUGAUCCCGAAAAUAAAGAACUUGUUGAUGCUUUUAGGGAAGCAGUUGAAGCUGGGAGAAAAUUUCAUGGAAAAAAGUAAUUCAGGAUUCUUGUCCUAUCAUGAGCGUUUGGAUGAGACUCACUUUGUAGGUUGAUGCUGCAAGGCGAGUCAAAAAAGACUGCACCGUAGGGUGGAGAUGCAACUCAUUUAAUUGUCUUUAUCUGCAUAAACUGGCCUCGGAGCACCAAGUUAAGGCUGCAAUUGGUAUCUCAGUGUGUCCUAAUGAUUGAGGGGAUAGCAAUUGCUUUCCCAUUAUUUUUGUAAGGAGCAUUUGAUCUUGAACUGCAAUCAGUAUUUUAAAUGCCGAUGCACUGCUUACACUUUCUUUAUUUUCAAGAUUUGUAAUUUAAGCCAGACUUAAUGUUAAUGUAUUGUAAAUUUGUCCUGAACAGAAAUCUUGUUAUGUAUACAACUAUCUAUUACCCCUCUGUGGUUACUGGCUUCUUAUCAGCUUGGACCGGCGCUCUUCCAACACAGGGUUAAGCCACACUUUGAUGACUGUUAUUCACUGCCUUCUGACUGCUACUAUGUUUCCUUCCAUGGAAUGGCUAAGAUUUGAACAUGGGACCUACCAUUUAACCACUGGAGUGCUACCACUGUGCUACCUGUUCUUUUUGUGGUCCAGAAUUUGAAUUGUUUGCAACACCCCCUGGCAAGAAUUGCUUGGCGCUUUUGGUAAGGAUUUGAUACCAUUUUUUUUUUA